UUGCAGAACGAAGAUAAGGACAACCAGGGUGAAGCAAAGAAAAAGGAAACAGACAGUAGAAACAGGGACAGAGACAAUUUGGAAACCGAGUGUUGGAAGGUAGCCAUCCCGGGCACAGGCCAACCUUGGGUUGAAGUCCUCACACCCGACUGGGAUCCCAGAGGCCUGGGGCCAGCUCUGAUGUUGGGAAAGCUUGCCCUGGACAGGAAAGUCCGGCUGCAAACCCCAUUCUCAGCCCUGCACAUAAAAGCCACCAUGGACCAUCGAGGCACUGUUGCCCAAGUGGAGACUGCUCUGGACACCUCCCAGGGGACACUGGACAGCAGCACCUGCAGCAGCACGAGGCGCAGAGAGUGCAUUGCAGAGAGGAGUGAGGGCAGAGGCCAAGGCGAGGAGGGGGCCGGUUCCCGCUCUCUCCCCCUGUGUGUGCUGCGCCUUCAGGCUCCGAGCAUCGCCUCCCCUGCGAGCCUAACCCAAGGCGGGGGUCUGGACGCGCGGGACCCUCUCUUUGGUUUCCCUGACGUCUCUCGCCUGCUGCAGAAGCAGAGAUGCGGCCGAGUGUCUGGGCCGCGGUGGCCGCCGGGCUGUGGGUCCUGUGCACGGUGGUCACAGCGGCCCCCCGGCGCUGCCUGCUCUCGCACUACCGCUCGCUGGAGACCCGGACGCUGGCGGCGGCCAAGGCGCUGAGGGACCGCUACGAGGAAGAGGCGCUGAGAUGGGAGCCGCGCAACUGCUCCUUCCGCCCCAGGAGGGAUCCUCCGCGGCCGUCGGUGAGGCCCGGGAGCGGGCGGGGAAGGCAUGGACCGGGCGCGGCCCCCUCUAACGCCCUCUGGUCCCUGCAGUCCUGCGCUCAGCUCCGCCACGUGGCCCGGGGCAUCGCGGACGCCCAGGCCGUGCUCAGCGGCCUGCACCACCCGGAGCUGCUCCCCGGCGCCGGCCCGAUCCUGGAGCUGCUGGCGGCCGCGGGGAGGGACGUGGCGGCCUGCCUCGAGCUGUCACGACCAGGCUCCUCCAGGAAGGUCCCCGGGGCCCAGAGGAGGCGUCACAAACCGCGGAGAGCUGACUCGCCUCGGUGUCGCGAAGUCAGCGUGAUCUUCAACCUCCUGCGCCUGCUCACGUGGGAGCUCCGACUGGUUGCUCACUCCGGGCCUUGCCUCUGACCCCGCCCCCUCCGGCACCACCUAAACCUCCACGCCAUUGGCUGCCGAAAGCGGCUCCUGUCGCCCAUUGGAGUGACCAGACAAGGCUCUCAGCCAAUGGGUGCUGAGGCACGAGAACUUCUUUGCAGCUUUGGGCCUGACUUGGAUCC
This is a messenger RNA of Chlorocebus sabaeus (green monkey), 1309 nucleotides long. The record is from RefSeq and is a predicted model, not a curated record. Lineage: Eukaryota; Metazoa; Chordata; Mammalia; Primates; Cercopithecidae.